UUUCCCUUAUACGGUAUAUAAGAGAUAAGAAAGCCAAAAAAAGAGCAAAUAUAUAGGCCCCAAUAUACAUAGCAUAUGAAUUUUAAGUCUCAAGUCUCAAAGUGCGUGUAUCAUUGUUGGUUCGCCUUAUAAAUAACAUCUCAAUGGUUUGGUUGCCUUUAAAUCAACGUUUUAAAAAAACAAAACAAACAUAUAAUUUUUCUUGUAACUAAAAAAAGUUCGAGUUUGUGUUGUUAUCGCCUUUAAGCAGCCCCUCCAAAUAUGAGGCCACUGCAGUUCCACCUUAAAAAUGGAGACGUUGCACUACGGGGGAUAGUCUCUCUCCCCCACUCUUUCUCUCUCUCUCUCCCUCCCUCCAGUGGUGAAAGCCUUCAGUAAAGCCGUGGUUUGUUCGUGUGUGUGCAUGUGUUGAGUAAGUUGCUGAGUUGUUGAGGAAUGGGGGAAACCAGAGGAAUCACGGUCCGGGUCGCAGCGGGCUGCUGUGUGUCAGCCGGUGUCCAUGUUCUGUAGCCGCCGCUGACUGUCACGUGAAGGACUUUUAUCUCGACUGCAACAUCAGCAGUCACUUUUAAAACUGGGCCGUGAGCUAUGACGUCAGAUGGGAACCAUGCAGAUGCCAUGCUUGACUCUCUGUUCAUUCAGGAGAGUGAGGAAGGGUACAGAAACCCCACUGAAGUGAAGAUGAGUCAGAUCGUGCUGCCAUGCCACGCCAACCACUGUGGAGAGCUGAGUGUUGGACAGCUGCUGAAGUGGAUGGACUCCACAGCCUGCUUGUCUGCUGAGAGGCAUGCAGGUUGUUCCUGUAUCACUGCAUCUGUGGACGACAUCCAUUUUGAACACACCAUAGGGGUGGGAAAGGUUGUCAACAUCAUCGCAAAGGUUAACAGAGCCUUCACAUCCAGUAUGGAGGUAGGUAUAUUGGUGACCUGUGAGGACCUUUACACUGACAGGCAGUGGAAGGUUUGCCAUGCCUUUGCAACCUUUGUUGCUAGACGCACUGAAGCUGGGAAGGUACAGCUGAAGCAGGUGAUUCCUCGCACACAAAUGGAGCAGAUGGAGUACAGCCUGGCAGCAGAGCGGAGGAGGAUGAGGCUGAUCCAUGCUGAGAUCAUUACAGACCUACUGAGCAGCAGCACAGCUCAACUGGGAGAAUGCCAGGAGCAUCAGGAUGCUGUGCCAGCCGAGCGGACACGAGUGGAGAGUGUGGAGCUGGUGUUACCGCCACAUGCCAACCACCAAGUCAGCACCUUCGGGGGCCAGAUCAUGGCCUGGAUGGAGAAUGUGGCUACAAUCGCAGCAUGUCGCUUGUGUAACGCUCACCCAACACUGAGGAGCAUUGACAUGUUCCAUUUUCGAGGCCCGUCUCAUAUCGGUGACAGACUGGUGCUGAAAGCCAUCGUUAACAACGCCUUCAAGCACAGCAUGGAGGUGGGUGUGUGUGCUGAGGCCUACCAGGGUGGAGAACCUCUGCGCCAUAUAAAUAGUGCUUUUAUGACCUUUGAGGUGCUGGACAGUGACAGGAAAGCAAGAACACUGCCACGGAUACGACCUGAGCCUGUGGAUGGAAAAAGACGUUAUCAAGAAGCUAUUGCCCGAAAGAAGAUUCGCCUUGAUAGGAAAUACAUUAUCUCCUGCAAGCAAACUGAAGUGCCUCUGUCUGUGCCCUGGGACCCAAGUAACCAGAUGUACCUGAGCUAUAAUAAUGUAUCGGCGCUGAAACUAAUGGAUACCAGAAACAACUGGGUAUUAACUUCUGAGAAAAACAAGGUCAGGCUGUACACGCUGGAGGAAAACCACGUGCUGUGUUUCAAAGUGGAGAUGCACGUCAGUGUACCGGCGGAGCAGACGUUCCACCUCCUGUCAGACCUGAGGAGGAGAAAGGAGUGGGACCGGCACUAUGAGGAGUGUGAGGUGAUCAUCCAAGCAGAUGAGGAAGACACCCUUUAUCGCGUAGCCACUCCGUCUGUCAGUAAAGGGGACAAAGGCAAGGACUUCAUCCUGCUGGCAUCCAGGAGGAAACCAUGUGAUGCCAGGGACCCAUAUCUGAUCGCUCUGCGUUCUGUCACUUUGCCCACUCACCCUCCCACUGAGGACUACACGAGGGGAGAGGUGCUCUGUGCUGGCUUCACAAUCUGGGAAGAGUCCAGUAUUGUCACCAAGAUAACCUACUACAACCAGGCCACACCGGGUGUCCUCCCAUACAUCUCCACAGACAUCGCUGGCCUCUCCUCCGGCUUUUACAGUGCGUUUUCUGCCUGUAGCCACUUCCUGGAGGCCAACAAGGACAGCCUGGCUGCUCUGCCGCCCUCUACGCUGUGACCCAAAAAAUGCUGCCACGGUCUCUCCCAACAAGAGGAUCAUCAUUAGGAGGGAUCAAGAUUCUCUCUCUGUCUUUAUCAACUUUCAUUUUUGUUGUGGAGGUGCUGCUCUCUUGGAUCCAAGUUACCCACCUUGAGAUUACAGAUGUCUCUCUGAUGGAUUUGUAUUCUGGUGGUUUCUUUUAAGUCGUUAGACCUUAGGACUCACUGUAUGACUUUAUUUUGAAAAUUAAAUGAAUUCACUGUAUACAAUAGUUUUUUUUUUAAAAGAACUUCCUAAUUGAUUUCAACAGUAUUGAUGGGUUUGAAGCAAGACGGCACAAUGUUUCUUGAAUUUUAAAGAUUGUGUUAUACUAAUUUAUAGAUCAAUACAUUUUUGUAAAUAGGUUUAAGUGUUUAACACAAUCUCAGCAAUCUGUUAUCCUGAGACAUGCGUUGUGUUUUUAAUGGUAUUGCCAGUCUUUAGAGAAACUAAUGUGAGGAUAAGAGAGAUGUUUUGAUUGGCCUCUUUUUGAUAUAGUUUUCUACCUCUUGAGAUUUUAAACUAUUUGAUUAAGACUUAGAAUGUAAGUUAAGUGCGUAAUGCUGUUUUUUACUUUGAGAUGUAUGAUUUUCUAGGACAAUUCUUGCACUGAUUGUAUAACAUGUUGACUUUCUACGGCCAAUACUCUCACACGACGUGCUGUUUUUUCUUGAUUGAACCUGAAACAAUAAACACGAUAGACCACUGGAUCAUGCACAAUUCA
Messenger RNA from Acanthopagrus latus (yellowfin seabream), 3064 nucleotides. It is a transcript of the gene acot11b, whose product is annotated as acyl-CoA thioesterase 11b. Bases 589 to 2319 code for a protein of 576 amino acids. The record is from RefSeq and is a predicted model, not a curated record. The transcript is spliced from 16 exons. Gene Ontology annotation, cellular component: extracellular exosome. Gene Ontology annotation, molecular function: thiolester hydrolase activity; lipid binding. Lineage: Eukaryota; Metazoa; Chordata; Actinopteri; Spariformes; Sparidae.